Messenger RNA from Phoenix dactylifera (date palm), 1637 nucleotides. RefSeq lists its product as uncharacterized. Gene Ontology annotation, biological process: negative gravitropism; response to red or far red light. NCBI's taxonomy places the organism in Eukaryota, Viridiplantae, Streptophyta, Magnoliopsida, Arecales, Arecaceae. The record is from RefSeq and is a predicted model, not a curated record.
CGUAUCACAUGGCGUGUCGCAACUUGAGUAGCAUUUUGCGAACCUUUUCUUGGGUUCCAGGUUUGGGCCGCGUAGCGUUACUCUAGCGGGAAUCAUGUACCCAAACCCGUAAUGCCGGCAAGAGCGAGGUAUGUAAAGGCUAGCUGAGAGAUACGCCCCCCAAACACCUAACACCAAAUAAAAAGAAGCGGGGAGGUGGACGGGGAGGGGAAGGGAGAGGGGGCGAGAGGUUUGGGGAAAGAGAAGGCAACGGAGGAUCAACGCUUUCGUCACGAAGAAAUUACUUCAAGAAAACCUUGUAUCAUAUGCUAGUAUCGCACACAUAAAGAGGUCAUGGAGGACUGUAAGGAAGGUGAGUCAUUGAAUUUUAAGUCUCACCUCAGUCAAACAAACAAUGUCUGUAGGCAUGAGUCGGAGUGCCACCAAUCUCAAAUUGAGGCACUACAUGAAAAGCUUAUGGAGGUAAAGGCUAGCAUUAAAUGCUCUGAAGACAAAGCAAAGAGGGAGUUGGAACACCUUUGGCGUAAUGGCAAAAUAGCUGCCACCUUACUGACUUACCUGAAGUCGAAAGCAAGAAUUAUGGCUAAUCCACAUAUGGCCCAUGCUUCAUGUGGGAUCAAGCAUCGGGAGGGAGUGGGACUGGUUGACAAACAUGGCAUACCACUAUCUGACUGGUCUAAGGAUAUUGAUCUUUCUCCAUUUGAAAGUUCAGAGGAGGAAAUACUACGGGCAAGCGGCAAUGAGUCUGGAUCUAUUGAUGCAAAUGAUGGAGCGUACCUUGUUGAAAUACUAAAGUCAGUGCACACGGUAACAGAUGUUAUGGAGUCUCUUGUCAAAAAGGUUAUUAUGGCAGAAAAUGAAGCUGCCAUCGAAAAAGAGAAAGUUAAUCUUGGCAUGGAAGAAAUUAGAAAGAAGACACUCCAAAUUGAUAGCAUGUCUGCAAAAGUUGAAGAGAUGGAAAAAUUUGCACUGGGUGCAAAUGACAUUUUGAAUGAAAUGCGGCAAAAAGUUGAAGAUAUGGUGCAGGAAAUAUCUAGACAACGACAGCGAGCUGCAGAAAAUGAACAAGAGCUUUGCCGUGUAAAGCAAGAUUUUGAGGCAUUGAAAUCCUAUGUUAGCAGUCUCAUCAGUGUGAGAGAAACCCUUAUUUCCUCAGAAAAACAAUUUCAAACAAUGGAAAAGCUUUUUGAAAGGUUAAUUGCCAAGACUGCUCGCCUUGAGGCAGAGAAAAUGCAAAAGGAGGCUGAAGUUCAGAAGCUUAUGGAAGAGAAUGUCAGGUUAACUGCUAUGCUUGAUAAGAAGGAAGCACAACUGCUGGCUAUGAAUGAACAGAUGAAGUUCAUGGCAUUGAACAGUCCUGGCAUAUAGUUCAUGAUUUACCAUCAGAAUUUUCACCUCAGGUUAUCCUAAAUGGUGAUAGCAACAUGCUAUCUAUUUUCAUUUUGCAAAUUACAUAUGCUAACAAAUCUAUUAUUGGAAAGGACAUAUGGAUGUUGAGAUCACGAUGUUUGCUAGAGAUGGGGCAAUUUGUAUCGAGCGGAGAAUUGUGCUCUUAUAAGACUGUUCAUUAGAUUAUGCAUUGUCAACAGUGCCUGCCUAUCAAUUCAUCCUUACUAUUUAGACCUUAAUUCCCAUUA